GUUUUUUUCCAUACAAGGCAAGUUUGCCCGGUUUUUCUACAAUUGAAGAGCUCCCUAAACUACCUAAUGGAGAUAAAGCAGCUCCGUUAGUGCCAGAAUUCGAUAGAUUAAUUUUUAUGCUUGUUGAUGCUUUAAGAAGUGAUUUCGUUUUUGGUGAGCAUUCUGAUAUGAUUUUUGUCAAAAAUCUUAUAGAAAACGAUCGUGCAAUACCUUAUACGGCAAUCGCAACUGCACCAACCGUUACUUUACCACGAAUAAAAGCGCUUACUACUGGAAGCGUUCCAAAUUUUUUGGAUGCUAUUCUUAACAUUGCAGAAUCGGAUACAUCUUCGUCGUUAUUAUCUCAAGACAAUUGGCUU
Molecule: messenger RNA, 359 nt
Organism: Racocetra persica
Lineage: Eukaryota; Fungi; Glomeromycota; Glomeromycetes; Diversisporales; Gigasporaceae
Source: the annotation of a GenBank genome assembly